UUGGAAACUACAAUCAAAAGUUUAAUCUUUAAGACCAAUCUAUGACUCUAAUGAAACGGCCCUCAAAUCGCUUCACAGUCCUGCCUUUCAGUUUCGUCCCUCUCUUCUUAUUUGGGUUUGUCAUCAACAUUGCUAACGGCCAUGAACGACCGCAGAAGACCAACGUCCUUCGAACACCCACAAAGAAACCCCUCCAGUUCUCGUCGAAUUCUUCAUUUAAGAUUGCUGUAUUCGCUGAUCUUCACUACGGAGAGGACGCCUGGACUGACUGGGGUCCUCGCCAGGACGCCAAGUCUGAUAGAGUCAUGUCCACCAUACUAGACCAAGAAGUACCAGAUUUCGUUGUUUAUCUUGGAGAUUUGAUAACAGCUAACAAUCUACCGAUUCCAAACGCGAGCUUGUAUUGGGAUCGGGCAAUAUCUCCAACCAGAGCAAGAGGGAUUCCAUGGGCAACGGUGUUUGGGAACCACGACGACAUGCCGUUUGAGUGGCCAAUUGAAUGGUUCUCGUCCUCUGGAAUUCCUCAACUUCGUUGCUCACCUACGAAUUCUACAACUUCAGGAGAAGAAGCGUGUAGCUUCAGAGGAACUCUGCGAGUGGAACUGAUGAAGAAUGAGAUGCAACAAAACUGGUUAUCUUAUUCUACAAAUGGACCUCAAGAACUUUGGCCUGGUGUGUCCAACUAUGUUCUCCAGGUUUCUUCAUCGGACGGUCAAGGAUUACCCGUGGCUUUCCUUUACUUUCUGGAUUCUGGUGGUGGGUCCUAUCCAGAAGUCAUAUCAAACACCCAAGCAAAAUGGUUCCAGAACAAGUCACAGGAGCUCAACCCUAAGUUGAGUGUGCCUGAGAUAAUCUUUUGGCAUAUCCCAAGUAAAGCUUAUGAAGAGGUUGCUCCCUUCUUUUGGAUAUUCAAGCCUUGUGUUGGUUCAAUUAACAAGGAGAGUGUUGCGGCUCAAGAAGCUGAAAUGGGGAUCAUGGAUUUUCUUAUAAAUAGACCUUCUGUCAAGGCAGUAUUUGUUGGUCACAACCAUGGAUUGGAUUGGUGCUGCCCCUAUGAAAACCUUUGGUUAUGCUAUGCUCGCCAUACUGGUUAUGGUGGUUAUGGGAACUGGCCAAGGGGAGCAAGGAUUAUCGAGAUGACUCAACAACCUUUCUCUCUCAAGUCAUGGAUAAGGAUGGAAGAUGGUGUUAAGCACAGUGAAGUUGUCUUGAGUUCUUGAUGGGUUUCUAGAUCUUCAAAGAAAUGAAAAGA
Molecule: messenger RNA, 1252 nt
Organism: Telopea speciosissima
Lineage: Eukaryota; Viridiplantae; Streptophyta; Magnoliopsida; Proteales; Proteaceae
Product: probable inactive purple acid phosphatase 16
Exons: 5
Coding region: 42-1220 (392 amino acids)
Cellular component (GO): cytoplasm
Molecular function (GO): hydrolase activity, acting on ester bonds
Source: RefSeq, a predicted model, not a curated record